Molecule: messenger RNA, 3092 nt
Organism: Thalassophryne amazonica
Lineage: Eukaryota; Metazoa; Chordata; Actinopteri; Batrachoidiformes; Batrachoididae
Gene: lcmt2
Product: leucine carboxyl methyltransferase 2
Exons: 14
Coding region: 99-2144 (681 amino acids)
Biological process (GO): wybutosine biosynthetic process; tRNA methylation
Molecular function (GO): protein binding; tRNA methyltransferase activity
Source: RefSeq, a predicted model, not a curated record
AAGAAUCGUCAGGGUGGAGAAUUUGUUUUUUGAACGAAGUUAAAUUUGUUUCUUUGUUUUCUUCUUUUUAAUUUAAACUGAAUUCUGAAAACUCCUGAAUGUUUGAUGACGUCAUGCCAACAAGAAAGAGAAAAGAACAGAAAGAGCAAAGAGACGCGGCGGUUCAGGGAACUAAUGACAGCAGCGUGGUCAGUAAACUGUCCGCCGCUCAGAGAGGCUACUUUAAGGAUCCGUUUAUCCACAAGUUUGUCAGCAAAACGGCCAGAAGAGCUCCACUGAUUAACAGGGGUUACUACGUGCGCUGGAGAGCUUUGGACCACUGUGUGAAGAGGUUCCUGCGUGUCACCGAGAACUGUUUGAAGAAACAGAUCUUGUCUGUGGGUGCAGGCUUCGACUCUUUGUAUUUCCGUCUGUGUGCGGACGGGGCUCUCGGUGGUGCUGUGGUCUUCGAGGUGGACUUCCCUGAAGUCGCCCGGCGUAAAGCUGCACUCAUUGGACGUGAACGCGUGCUGAGGGACAUGCUGAAUGCUGAUUGGACUCAUCUUCCAGGCCCUGUGUACGUGCACAGCGGUCAGUACCGCCUGCUGGGCGUGGACGUUAGAGACGAGUCCCACAUGGAGGAAGUCCUGGACCUGGCUGGGAUGGACCGGUCUGCUCCGAGCCUGGUUCUGUCUGAAGUGGUGCUGACGUACAUGGAAACCCAAUGGUCGGAUGCGGUGAUUGGCUGGGCAGUGAAGCUCCUCCCACAGUCAUUCUUUAUCAUGUAUGAGCAGAUCCACCCCCACGAUCCUUUUGGACAAAUCAUGCAGGAGCAUUUCCUGAAGCUGAACUCAGCUCUGCGUGCCCUUCAGCAAUACCCAGACACGGCUGCACAGAGAUGCAGGUUCUUGGACAAGGGCUGGGAACACUGUGUGUGCGUGGAUAUGAACAACUUCUACCUGGACCUGGUUCCUGAGGAGGAGAGACUCAGAGUGGAACACCUGGAGCCUUUUGACGAGUACGAGGAGUGGCAUCAGAAGUGUUCCCACUACUUUGUCCUGACUGCGUCCCGGGGCGCUCUGAUGGCUCAAGCGUUACUCACCUGUCCUCCAGGUCUGUCCAGUGGUCCGUCAUGGAGUCCCGUAGUCCUGAAUGUGAGCACUCUACCAGUUUGCAUGGAGGGACUGGGACUGGCGUCUACUGUCCUCGGGCCAGGAGUGGUCCUGCUGACUGGAGGCUCCUGCAGAGGAGGCAGGGGGGCAGUAUCCAGGAUCCUGACCAGAGGUCCAGGAGGCUGGAGGGCUGUGACCGUGGAGCCCACAGCAGACUUUGGUAUCCGGCUGUACCACACAGCAGCGCCCCUGCCCGGAGGAGCGUCGGUACUGUUUGGAGGUCGCUCCUCUCCUCUCAAGCCGGCCAAAGGACUUUUCAAGGUCACGCUGGACCUCUGUGGGUCAUCUGCUUCACUUCAGACAGGAAACCAGGGGACAGUGGAGUGCUGCGUGGAGGAGACGGUCUGUACGGGUCCACUGCCGGUGCCAAGAUGGAGGCACACUGCGACUGUGGUCCGCCACAAAGGCAAAGACGUCCUGUUUGUGUUUGGCGGCAGGAACGAGACCGAAGCGGUUCUGGGUGACGGACACUUUCUGUGUCUAGACCGACAGCACUGGACUGAGAUCCCAGUAGAGGGCGCACCGCCGGCGCCUCGCCUUUCCCACACAGCGUGUCCGUACCAGGGAGGGGCGGUGGUGUUUGGAGGACUGAACGCCGCGGGACGGCCGCUCGGGGACGUGUUUGUGUUGCGGCCCGUGGACAGAGGCUUCUGCUGGGACCGAGUGGAGGUGCAGCCGCCUCCUGUGCCGAGGUAUUCCCAUUCUGCCCAUGUGAUUGAGGACAAACUGGUUGUGGUGGGCGGAGUCUGGCUGCACUCAGAUGGCGUGCCGGGUGUGGCUGUGAUCGACCUCCGCACGGGGAGCGGCGUGGAGUUCAGGCUGGACACGUCCUCUGUGCCCUGGCCUCUGAUGCUUCACUCCUUCUGCUCCGAGCUGAUGGACCCAGCAGAACCAGACCUUCUCCUGAUAGGUGGGGGAGGAAACUGCUUCUCCUUUGGGACUCACCUGAACCCUCAGCCCGUCACUGUGGACCUCAGACCUGUACUAGGUUAAAGUCAACCAGGUGUUGUGUUUUUAGAACCUUCUCAGCCCGGCCCUGUGCCCUGGAUUAAACACAAGUCUGUGGUCAGACUGGAAGAGUCACCUCACAGUGGACACCGUGUUCUGGACCUGGCUCGGACCUGGGUCCCUGCCUCCUGUGUUUAAUUUUAGCUUGACUGGGUUAUGCAACCUAGACUCAGUCCUCUGGGCCCAGAACGGUCAGAAUCAUUUUUAUUCACAGAAGUGGGUGUUGUAUAAACCUCAGUGGACACGUGUUCAACGCGAACUCCUAAUAAAAGAAAAAUAAAGUCCUCGCCUAAUAAAUCCAUUUAUAGUCCUCCUACUUCCUGUUGCACCGACGGCUCCAGAGGAGCGUUUAGGUACCAAACCAGAAGAGCACUUGGGUGAUUGCAGACUUAUGCUAAAGAACCAUAAAACCCUUAAAUUUAAAUUAAAAUCCAAAUGAAUAUUAUUACGUUAAACUGUCGGCCUGCAGAAAAAAUAUUAAAGGUGCUGAUCCAGAAUUCUGGACUUUUAGUCAGUCAGUCAGUUACGGGGCAUUUCCUUUUUAGUUUUCUUCAGUUUUACUGACCUGAUUGUCUCCAGACUCGUUGUCUGUUACCCACAGUGACCUGAAGAUGCCUGUUGAUUUUGGGGUCAAAAGGUCAAGGUCACUGGAGUGUAAAAAUCUUUUGAGUUCGUCUUUUUACCCAAUUGUCUGAUUGUGACUAAACGUGUGUUCGGUACACUGACCCCAAGAAGUCUGUUGGCUUUGGGGUCAACAGGUCACAGACGCUGACCUGUAGUUUGUAGAAGCGUUGUGCAGAAAAGCGUCGCUUGUCAGUGUGUGGUGGGUUUGUACAGACUGACAGGCGGUGUUUCCUUGAUAAACCUGUUUUUAAAUCUGAUAUUUGUAUUUUGUGCAGCACAUUAAUGUUUCAGUCAGAACACAGUUUAGUA